Esox lucius (northern pike) is the source of this 3420-nucleotide messenger RNA. It is a transcript of the gene c15h14orf180, whose product is annotated as chromosome 15 C14orf180 homolog. Gene Ontology annotation, biological process: positive regulation of Golgi to plasma membrane protein transport. Lineage: Eukaryota; Metazoa; Chordata; Actinopteri; Esociformes; Esocidae. The transcript has 8 exons. Bases 248 to 1294 code for a protein of 348 amino acids. The record is from RefSeq and is a predicted model, not a curated record. Gene Ontology annotation, molecular function: connexin binding. Gene Ontology annotation, cellular component: plasma membrane; transport vesicle; trans-Golgi network.
AUGGGAGGAGAGGAAGGAGAGUGGAUCUGUCUUCUCUCAACCACUGAGCCUCUCUCAGCCUGUCUCAGCUCCGCUCGCGCCCUUGACUUACUUUGGAUAGACAAGACCGUGAAGGAGCCUGGUUCUUUUAAUAUUUGUUGUGUUUUCCCCCCUCUGUUCCGGGGCUGUGCCAAAGUGGGCUGGAGCGUUUGUCCCUGACCGCCGGAGCUCUGAUGGGACGCAGCACUGCCUCUGGCUGGGACUGGGGAUGCUGAACGGAGGCAGGGAGGGCCUGUUUCAGCUGGGACAGCAGCUCCAGCAGCAGGGGGAGUACCAGGCCGCCCUCCACUGCUUCCUCAGCUCUCUGCUCGGGUUGAGGCACGUGCAGAGCUUCACCUCGCUGCCCAACUGCCUACACCAGAUUGCGGAACUCUUCAUCUCUGAAAAGAAUUACGGCAAAGCCUUGCAGUUCAUUCAGGCUGAGAAGAUGUUUUACGAGGUUGCCCUGAUUGAGCUCACAGCUGUUCAUGACAGCACAGGCCCCCAGGAGGACGCUAUGCUGGGCUCGGCGGAGACAGGAUGGGUGUCUGCUGAAGGGCUAUUGGAUCAGGCCACCCAAGCUCAGCAUUUCGAGCGGCUGGCCCAGCUUUGCAUCAUGAGUAAAAGACCUCAUCUUGCAUUAGAAUACAGUGGGAAAGCCACUAAGAUCCAUCAACGGGCCUUUGGCAACAACCACCCUAUCACAACCAGGAGCCUGGAGCUGCUGGCCAACGUCUACGCAGAGAUCGGCAAGACGGAAUACUCAGACUCCCUCGGCCAGUGCAUGUCAGCUCUGUCAAAGAGGUUUGCUGCUUCUGAGACCUUCAGAGACACACUCAACAACGGUCUUCCACAUUCCCACUCCCAUUCCCACCGGGACAAACGCUCUGAGAUCCGGCACAGGAAAGAGUCCCACCCACAGGAGGACACUCCAAACCCCAAGGUCACCAGUGGUAAAAUCCCCAUGUCCAUACUGAAGAGGUCAAACUCGGGAUCAGAUUCAGAGCCCGCCCACAGACGGAAAAGCGAGCGGCGUGUCCGGUUCAGAGAGCCUGAGACCACUGUGCAUGCCUAUGACACGUCACCACCCCACCCACACAUGGCCCUGUUCACCUGCCUGUUCCUGCUGAUGUCACUGCUGGGCGUGGCCAUGUACUGCACAGAGCGCCGACGCCCACAACGUGUGUGUGAGGAGCUGGAGGCCUCGCUGGCUGUCUACCUGGUACACAUAAAACAGCUGCUGUGGGGCUGCUGGGUCUGGCUAACCAGGCAGUGACUUGGACCAACCAGAGGCAGGGACCUGUUGCAUUAAUUCCUUCCCAGGACACGCCCCUUGAGGUGCCCUACCUAGCCUGGUCCACUUAGCACCUCCGUCAUACACAAUGACUGUUUUAUGUAUGGUGUGGAGACGAGCACUCUUUGGGCUACGCUCACACCCAUAUACGGAGAAAUGUGUAAUCCCAGAGAUAUGUAGCCUCCUUGCCUGUAUACUUUAUGCACCUAAGUGGUGGGUAUGCUGCCAUGUUUCUUUUGUUCAAAAGACAUUCUGCACAUCAGCAAUGUUGAAGCUCACCGGCUAUGCUCUCUUAAUCGCUACAAUUGUUUGCUUUUUCUAUUCUUAACUGAAUCUAUUGUAUGUGAGUGUAUGUUUAAUGAAAUGCAACAUUAAUUGUAUUUAUUUGAUUACAACACUGUCAUUUUGUGUACUUAAUAGAUUACUACUGAUACGAAUGUGUACAUGUAUACCAUAUGCUAAGGACUAUUACAAAUUACGCUUUGUUGUUGCACAUAACUGAAUGUAGAAAGUGUGAAGCACUGCUAUGAACUGACACAAAACACUCCUACCAUCUCUAAGAUACGGAGUACAGAUUAAGUCAAGCACAAUGUGACAUUUUCUGAAAACGGUUGCUGAAACAAAUACGCAGGAAUGCUUCACUUCACAGUGCCAGGUUAAACUAGCAGAUUAACAAAGCCAUCUUUCUUUUACAGCAUAAAUACUGUAGUCUGACACAUUUUUAGGUCAGAUCAGUGUUUGGUUCCCAGCUGGACAAUGUCGAUUCAACUUUCAGCACAAUAUCAUGAAAACUGGGAAUUUAUUUAUAUGUAAUGAGUGCUUAUGAUUUUGACACAAAUUAUAACCUAAAUGUUGUUUAUUCUUCUAUACUGCAUAUCUAGAGCUACUCAAAUAUACAAUAUGUUCUUUAACAGUACAUUUUGAAGGGCUUUGUUACAUUUCCAUUUUUUUGCUUGCUCUGAUAUUCAGGUUUAAUCUUAAUGUCAAACAGCCCAGUGCAGUCAAAAACAGGAUUUUCCUUGUUUUCUUGAUUAUAUUUCCACAGUCAAGUAACACUUAGGAAUAGUGAAAACUAUGAUAAUGUCCAUUUUGUGAAGAAACAAUCUGGGAAUUUCCAUCUGUUAUGGUGGGAUGGGGCUUUUGGUCUACUUUGUGAUGUCACCAAUUUGAUCUGAUAUUAAUAUCUCAGGACUCAAAGUACUGCUGGUUUUCAUUCUAGCCUUCUAACCAGGAUCUUAUUUAGACCUUGGGCACUAGUUGAAUGCAAUUAACUACUAGUUAAAUCUUUUAAAACUAUACAGCUGUAUAGUGUCCCCAGGCUGAGAGUUUAUAACAACUGAUUUAGAUGAUCCUAUGAUCAAGACUGUGGAUGUAAAUAUCUUAGAAGUUCAUUUCUAAAGCCCACAUAAACAGACUUAAAGCCAAAGGAGACCUAGUUGAAUGAGUGAUAAAAAAAUAGACAUUGUUAUUAAAUAAGAAUACACAGUGUUUUAUUAGACAUGUAUUGGUGAUUUAAAAACUGCACAGGGUCUUAAACGUUUCAGAUCAUGUCAGAUUUUAUAAUGUACUUCAAAUAAGAGUGGAUUUUUAUGAUGCAAAGUAAAGAAAUGUACAAAUGUACAAUCAAUUGGUCUGUGUUAUGAUCCAGAAAUAGAAGGACACCUUCAGUAAUAACAUCAUUCAAAUAUAGAUAUUCAAGUUAUUUAAAUGGACUAAGCUCUAAAGGGCAAAGUACUUAUCAUAUACCUCUGAAACUGUCAAAUGCAACACAAUACAUUGUUUUGAAUUACACAUUAUUUAAACAAUGUCAAAUGUUUCAGAGGACACAAUUAUGGGAAAGAGUCAGCAAUAUGUUGGAACCACUGUCUGAAUGGAAGAAAUACUCUGAAGGUUUGCACUGCACUCCCAAAUGGCUGUCAUUAGCAAUAAAAAAUACCCAGCAAGUCAACAUGGUCUGUACUGUAUCUGAAGAUUUUGACUAGUAGCUUCACUUCACUGCUGACAAUAUGUAUUCGGUCACUUUGAUUGAAGUGCCUUUUAGAAGGACUUAUUUGUUUCUAUCUUUUUUAUUUUAAUUAUUUUAAAUAAAACUGUCAUUACAUACCCAA